AUGAUGCAGCCAGGAACAACAAACGGGGUUCCACCACCUCCAACCAUGGUGGCUUCUCAGCCAAACCAGUACCAAUACCAAUAUCAGCCACAACAGCAACAACAAUGGAUGAUGAAUCAACAACAGCCACAGCAAUUUCAGUCUCAGCCACAACAAGCGGCGGCGGCAGCGGCAUAUUAUUACCAGCAACAACCGCCGCCGGCCGCGCCUUUGCAGCAACAACCGCAGUACACGGCGGCUCAGCCGACGAGUGCGGAUGAGAUCCGGAGUCUGUGGAUCGGGGAUCUACAGGUCUGGAUGGAUGAGACGUAUCUCUAUAACUGUUUCGCUACUACUGGAGAGGUGGUCACUGCAAAAGUUAUCCGUAACAAGCAAACUGGUCAAGCAGAGGGUUAUGGCUUUAUUGAGUUUGUAAGUCAUGCUGCUGCAGAAAAGAAUUUACAGAUGUAUAAUGGUACUACUAUGCCAAGUACCGAGCAGAAUUUCAGACUAAACUGGGCAUCUUUUGGUGCGGGUGAAAAGCGUCCAGAUGAUUCCCCUGACUUCACAAUAUUUGUUGGAGACUUGGCAGCUGAUGUUACUGAUUACUUGCUUCUAGAGACAUUUAGGCCUCAUUAUCCUUCACUUAAGGGGGCAAAGGUUGUAACAGAUAGAGACACUGGACGCACGAAGGGUUACGGGUUUGUCAGGUUUGGAGAUGAAAGCGAACAGUUGCGUGCCAUGACUGAAAUGAAUGGAAGGUUUUGUUCGACCAGGCCCAUGCGAAUCGGGCCAGCUGCAAACAAGAAGAGUGUGGGUAGUCAGCAAUACCCCAAAGCUUCAUAUCAGAGUAGUCAGGGAAGUCAGAAUGAGGAUGAUCCAACUAACACUACUAUAUUUGUUGGUGGUUUGGAUUCUAAUGUCACAGAUGAACAUCUAAGGCAGGUUUUCGCUCAAUAUGGGCAGAUUCUUCAUGUGAAAAUACCAAUAGGCAAGCGAUGUGGGUUUGUUCAAUUUGCAGACAGGAGCUGCGCAGAGGAAGCAUUGCGAAUGUUAAAUGGAACCCAGUUGGGUGGACAAAACAUUCGACUUUCAUGGGGCCGUAGUCCAUCAAACAAGCAGGUUAUUAUUACUUCAUUCAACCUGCUUCUUUCCUGUAACAUUUGCAUUUUCAUUGCCCACGAAGCUGACAAGCACACGGAUCCAUCUGUUGGUGUUAUUCAGCCUCAGGUUGAUCCAAACCAGUGGAAUGGUGGAUAUUAUGGAUAUGCACCUGGAUUUGAAACCUAUGGAUAUGCUCCAACUGCCCAAGAUCCUAAUCUGUACUAUGGUGGGUAUCCUGGAUAUGGAAACUAUCCACCAACCCAGCAGCAGCAGCCACAGGUAGGUUGUAAAUAUGUGCUUUUGCUGUAA
Ilex paraguariensis (yerba mate) is the source of this 1392-nucleotide messenger RNA. The record is from the annotation of a GenBank genome assembly. Lineage: Eukaryota; Viridiplantae; Streptophyta; Magnoliopsida; Aquifoliales; Aquifoliaceae.